CACAAAAGGAAGCUUGAAGCAACGGGGCUCUAUUUUCUCGUUCAAUUUGGUUCUACCCAUUUUCAAUUCAAAUAAAUAGAAUAAACUUAAAUGUCGCAGUCAGAAAACAACAGCAGCAAGCGCCAGACGGCAUCAUCCUCAGCAAGGUCCUCAAAGCGCGCACGCACAACAUCUGCCGAUCACACGCCGGAUUGUCAAGACAAACACUGUAAGGGGUGUGCCAGCGGAGAGAUCCUCCUCUCCUCCGACAUCACCUCUCUCGACCGACCCAUUGUCAGUGAGCUAUACGAGACAGCAGUGAAGAAGUUGGGCGAGUACGUCGAUUACGAGGAGUACGCCACAAUGGCUGUGGCUAUGGCCAAGGGUGGCCCGGGUGUGGGCGUAUGCUUGAAACAGGAUAACUGGCGCGAUCCAGAGGAGGACGAGAUAGAUGAGGAUCAGGAGCAAAAAGCCAUUGUACCAACGCAUUCGCUGAUUAACGCCCUGCGGUUGGUGAUCAUGGACAGUGCACUGUCCAUGAUCACCACGCACAUUGACUGGGAUUCCAGCGAUAGUGAGCCGCCCGAUGCCGAGGACGUUGGCGAGCAGAUUGAGAGCAGGCUGGCUGCUGUCUUGAAAUACCUAGAGUCGCAGAACACGGAUUGCACAUGUUGCAAGCUGCGCGCGCAGCUGCUUAUUGUGCUGAGCGGCGUUGUCAGCGACGAGGACAGGGCCAUGGGCGCGUUUGACUCUGCAGACCAAGACAUAGUCAGCCAGCUGGAGGACCUGGGCGCUGAAAUGUAAAGACAUAAUAGAAAACAUCGGCACUGUUCCAUGUAAA
This is a messenger RNA of Kickxella alabastrina, 820 nucleotides long. RefSeq lists its product as uncharacterized. Bases 91 to 783 code for a protein of 230 amino acids. The transcript has 7 exons. Lineage: Eukaryota; Fungi; Kickxellomycota; Kickxellomycetes; Kickxellales; Kickxellaceae. The record is from RefSeq and is a predicted model, not a curated record.